This is a messenger RNA of Mercurialis annua (annual mercury), 2002 nucleotides long. RefSeq names its product membrane-bound transcription factor site-2 protease homolog. The transcript is spliced from 8 exons. Gene Ontology annotation, biological process: regulation of response to endoplasmic reticulum stress; membrane protein intracellular domain proteolysis. Bases 61 to 1710 code for a protein of 549 amino acids. NCBI's taxonomy places the organism in Eukaryota, Viridiplantae, Streptophyta, Magnoliopsida, Malpighiales, Euphorbiaceae. Gene Ontology annotation, cellular component: cytoplasm; membrane. The record is from RefSeq and is a predicted model, not a curated record. Gene Ontology annotation, molecular function: protein binding; metalloendopeptidase activity.
CAGCUUAAGCAUACUUUCUGCAGAGUUUGGUGAAAAUAGAAAAAGUGAAAGCAGUCGGCUAUGGAGGAGAGGCGCAUAAGAAGAUUUGGAAGGGGACAAACACACACUCUAUUACCUCUCCAAACAUCUUCAUCAUCAUCAUCAUCACAAACUCAAAACCCUUGUGAUUUAUCAAACACAAUAUCAUGUUGGUAUUGUGAUUACAAAAUCACAGCCUUUAAUUCUCAUCUUUUCCGUUUUGGAAGGCGACAUGCUCAAUUCCUCAAACUCUGGUUUUCGAUUGGUGUCGGUUUUACACUCACUUCACUUCUCCUAGUCACUAUGAUUCUUGUUUGGGACUUGGGUAUCUUUUUGCAUUUAUAUGGUGGAAACAGGGAGCUAACAGAUGUUGUUAAUUCUUUGUUAUUCGGGUUUUCUCCGCCAGUUCAUGGAUUCAGAGUAUCGGUUAUUGAUGCUUCGUAUUUAUUCAUUUCCACUAUGAUAUCUGUUUCAGUUCAUGAGUUUGGCCAUGCCAUUUCUGCUGCCAGUGAGGGUAUACAGACGGAAUAUGUAGCCAUGUUUAUUGCUCUUCUUUUUCCUGGUGCUCUUGUGGCUUUCAAUUACGAGCUACUUCAGCUCUUACAACGGUUUGCUGCCCUUCGUAUUUACUGCGCUGGCAUCUGGCAUAAUGCUGUGUGUUGUGCAGCUUGCGGACUGUUGUUAUUCCUCCUGCCUUUAAUCUUAUCUCCCUUCUACAUGCAUGAUCAAAGCGUCACGGUUUUGAAUGUACCUUCUUCCUCUCCUUUGUCUGGUUAUUUGUCUCCUGGUGAUGUAAUCGUGUCAUUGGAUGGUAGGCGUAUUCAUAAUGAACAAGAAUGGAUGGAUAUGACUACUCUGAUGCACAAACAGGCACUACACAGUUCAAAUCAUUCAGAAAAUUCUGAAGGUUUUUCCAUGGUUUGUAGAAGAAGAGGUUAUUGUGUCCCUACUUCUCUGAUUGAAGAAAGCAAGAUGAUUCAUUCAUUAGAUGAUCAAUCUACUUGUCCGGAUGACCUAACUGAAUUUGUAGCUUGUCAGUGCUUUGAUUCCAGUAAAUCAGAUGAGGCCAUAUCUGAGAUUGAUCAUCAGCAGCAGCUUACAAGAAAGAGUAGGCACUGCUUGAAUGCUCGGGAUGUUGUCAAACUUAAUAAAUGCGAUCAUGGAUGGUUUACGGAAACAAAUAAUGGAAGCAGCUGCUUAUGCUCUCAGGAUGAAUAUUGUUCAAGCCCUGUCCAGAUUCCUGGUUUGAUAUGGGCUGAGAUCACCUAUUUGAGGCCUUAUUCUUCAGAAUGCCUGCUACCUGGAAAAUACUUAGUUCCUGAUACUGAAAAUGCUUUUAUAGAAGAUAACUGUGGUGGGACUUUUGUUUUUGUUGGCAACGUGCUCUCCAUGGCACAUUCAGUUAAGUUGAGUGCUUACCAACCUCGUUGGGCAUUCGCUUUUGGUGCUCAUGUUCCAAAAGUUAUCGAGAAGAUCUUAGCAUGCACAUUUCAAGUUUCUCUAACAGUCGCUCUCCUCAACAGCUUACCGGUGUAUUUUUUGGAUGGCGAAUCUAUUUUGGAGGCAGCUCUGUGUCAUUUCACUUUGUUGGGUCCAAGGAAGAGGGAAAAAGUGUUGCAAGCCUGUCUGCUAGGGGGAACUAUCAUUUCGAUGCUGGCUUUUAUAAGGAUUUUUUUCAUCAAUAUUUUCUAGUCAACAGAUUAACCGAGUUCUUGGAGCAUAUGAAAACAUCUAGGAGUGGUUAUAUUACAUCGACUAACUUCCUGGACCAUGACACAUCGGACCAGCAGCAUUGAAUCAUCCAACACUUGCAUUUGAAUGUACAUAUCGAAGGACAUAAAGUGUAAGAUUCAUAGAUCAUGCUUAAUACAUAGAACAGAACUUGACGCCUUUUAACAUGCAUGUCAACUUGUUGACUUUUAUCUGUGAAUCAAUUGGCCCCUCAUCGAUAAAUUAAUUGCAGCAACUAACUUUUAUAACCUCA